UUUAGCAUCUGCUCCGGUGUCAUCCCGAGCCAGGCGCUGUCUGUCCGCGGCACCCAUGAGUGUCAGGCUCCACCCCGUCCUCAGAGGGGGAGUAAGACCCGUCCCCACCGUCCGGGCCCUGGAGGGCUGCCUGGAGGAAGAGGCCUGCAGGCCCGAGGCCUGGGCCCCGCACCCUGCUGCUCUCCUGCAAACUCUCUCUGCGGAGCCUCAGUUUCCCCACCUGGAAAACAAACCAUCCGGGACAUUCUAGGAGAGGCUGGUGGGUGACCAGACCAGAAAGCGAGGGGCAGGGGGAAGCGCCUCGAGGGGCCUGGGCAGGCGGGCGGCCGGGGCCUGGGCUCGCGGAGGACCCAGCGGGUGGCUCGGCCCCGCAGCCCCCGGCCCAGGCGGAGGGCGCCCCCUGCGGGCCCCCACGGCCCCCUCGCCCCGAGGCCGGCCAGAUCCCGGCAGGCCCAGGGCGGGAGAGGCCGGCUGGGAUGAGGUCACGGCUGGAAGGGGCCGGGCUGGGGCUGCCAUCCAGGGUGGGGCCUGGGGUCACGACCCCGGGCGCAGGCAGCCAAGAGGGAGGAUAUGCCUUCCGCGAGGGAGCGGGGAGAACACACACACACACACACACACACACACACACACAGCGCCGGGAGGCGGGGAGGGAAGAAAACAAGCCCGAGGACAGGCCGGAGCUGGCCGGCCCGGCCACGUCGCAGGCGGCUCCCCAGGCCCCCCGGGUGCUGGCCAUGGGCAGGACAGGGAGGCGGGGCCCGGCCGCCGCACGUGGGGAGCAGGGACCACGUCAGGCUCCAGUAUAUAAAUCAGGCCCGUUUCCCAUCCGAGCAUGAAGCUCUGAGAAGGGCCGCGCGUCUGAGGUCUCCUCCUCCUCCGGGCCCGCGGAGCCAGCCCAGGAUGAAGGUCCUGGCCGCAGGAGUCGUGCCCCUGCUGCUGGUUCUGCACUGGAGACACGGGGCCGGGAGCCCCCUGCCCAUCACCCCCGUCAACGCCACCUGCGUCACCCGCCACCCCUGCCACACCAACCUCAUGGGCCAGAUCAGGAGCCAGCUGGUGCAGCUCAACAGCAGUGCCAACGCCCUCUUCAUCCUCUAUUACACGGCCCAGGGGGAGCCGUUCCCCAACAACCUGGACCGGCUGUGCGGCCCCAACGUGACGGACUUCCCGCCGUUCCACGCCAACGGCACGGAGAAGGCGCGGCUGGUGGAGCUGUACCGCAUCGCCGCCUACCUGGGCGCCGCCCUGGGCAACGUCACGCGGGACCAGCGGACCCUCAACCCCGCGGCCGUGGGCCUGCACGGCAAGCUCAACGCCACGGCGGACGCGCUGCGCGGCCUGCUGAGCAACGUGCACUGCCGCCUGUGCAGCAAGUACCACGUGGGCCACGUGGAGGUGGCCUACGGCCCCGACACGGCCGACAAGGACGUCUUCCAGAAGAAGAAGAUGGGCUGCCAGCUGCUGGGGAAGUACAGGCAGGUCAUGGCGCAGCUGGCCCAGGCCUUCUAGCCGGGGCCACGGCCUUCCACGCAGGGGCCACGGCACCCGCCACGGCCACGGCACCCGCCACGGCCACGGCACCCGCCACGGCAGGGACUUCCACGCAAAGGGCCACGGCCUUCCACGAAACCGGCCAUGGCCUUCUGCACAGCCGCCACGGCCUUCCACGCAGGGGCCUCUCGCCACAUGGCCGGGGACCAAAGCCUCGCCAAACCCAAGUGCCUUCGGCCGGCAGAGCUCGCCGGCUUCCUGGUGGGCUGGCCGGCCGGAGCCGCUCCGGGGAGGACUCUGCCAAAACCGAGCAAAAGUCUGAAGAGCUCCCGCCGGGCCCUGGGGCGUGUGGGCUGGACUUCUGCCCCACGUGUCCCCGUGGCCGUGGCCUUCGUGGCCGAACCGGACACGUGACCUCCGGCGACCCUGACCUCGGGCGAGGAGGCAGGGUCGGGGGGGGGGGGUGGCCGGCCCCCCACGGAGUGACCGGCAUUAGUGCCUUUGCUGUCUAUGGGCAGACCUGGGAGGCCGGGGCGGGCAGGCCACGGGGGCUGGGGUCCCAGGACCCCGGGCCUCUGGGAGGGUGGGGCGUGGACGUCAGAGAAGGGAGCGCUGGUGGGAGAUGCUGGGACGAGGGUGCCGGACGGAGGGGGCCGGGGGAGGCAGAGAAGCCGCCCGGGGCCGGAAGGUGGGUGUGGGGCGGCAGGUGGCAGUCAGGUGGGGAGGCGGGAGGGGACCGGUCUCCCUCGGGGGCCGGUCUGUCCCAGGGCAGGGGGACGGAGCCGUGCGAGGCCGCGGCCCCGGGGUCACACAGGUAAGGAGAGGGGGGAGCUGCCUCCGGUCCCUGGGCACGGGGACGGCAGAACUUGAGGUCAGGGUCUCGGGGAAGCCCCCGGGACCCCGGAGCACGCGAGUCUAUUUAUUAUGAUGCCUUAUUUAUAUUAACUUAUUGGUGCUUUCCGUGGCCAACGACCCCUUCCCCUGUUCUCUACCCCAUAGAAAUAAUAGGGUGGCCCUUCUCGGAGCCAGGGCCAGGGCCAGGGCCAGGGCCAGGCUGGGCUGGAAAUGGAGGAUGUUACACGUGGGAGGAGCCUUAGGGGAGGAGCUCAGAGAAAUGCCCCCCCCCCCCCGCUGUGUUUUGGGGUGUUAGGCUGGGCACGCUGUGGAGUGGCUCAAGGGGGGUCUGUUCCCAGGCCAGGACUGCAUGCUGCUGGGCUCCAAGGGGUCAUUCAAUGCCCGUUCCGGGGUGCCCCUGGGACUGUGCACAGAGGGGCCCUGGGCCAGGCAGCUGGAGCAGCCGGGACCCAGCAGCACCCCGCAGGCUCGCCCACAGCGGGAGGCGCCUUCUGGGGUGGCCCGGACACCCACGGAGGGCGAGCUGGCGGGCGAGCGGGCGCGAGGGCCUGGCCGGCCCUCCGGACGGGGCAGGGCAGGGAGGAGGCCCUGGGAUGCGGACCAGGAAGCUGUGGUCCCUCCCGGCCCCCCUCCCCCCAGGCCCCCACCCAUGUCUGGGCUCCCAGGCAGGGAACCCGAUCUUUCCCUUUGUGCGGGGGCCAGGCCAGCGGAGGAACGCCCGCCCGCCCUCCGGGCUGGGAGCUGGGGCAGCUGCGGGGAGCGGAGCCGAGCCGUGUCUGGCUGCUUCUCAUACCCCGAGCGGCCGGCCGCCUCCCGUCCCUGCGUCCGUCCGUCUGUCCCAGCAGCUCAGCCAGUGCAGUGGCAGCACUUUCCCCAUCCCACCCCCACCC
Messenger RNA from Pipistrellus kuhlii (Kuhl's pipistrelle), 3236 nucleotides. RefSeq names its product LIF interleukin 6 family cytokine (gene LIF). The transcript has 4 exons. The record is from RefSeq and is a predicted model, not a curated record. Gene Ontology annotation, molecular function: cytokine activity; leukemia inhibitory factor receptor binding. Gene Ontology annotation, biological process: immune response. Gene Ontology annotation, cellular component: extracellular region. The coding region runs from base 571 to 1509 and encodes 312 amino acids. Lineage: Eukaryota; Metazoa; Chordata; Mammalia; Chiroptera; Vespertilionidae.